Molecule: messenger RNA, 2011 nt
Organism: Carcharodon carcharias (great white shark)
Lineage: Eukaryota; Metazoa; Chordata; Chondrichthyes; Lamniformes; Lamnidae
Gene: rraga
Product: Ras-related GTP binding A
Exons: 9
Coding region: 135-1076 (313 amino acids)
Biological process (GO): positive regulation of TOR signaling; regulation of autophagy; cellular response to amino acid stimulus
Cellular component (GO): lysosome; Gtr1-Gtr2 GTPase complex; nucleus
Molecular function (GO): GTPase activity; GTP binding
Source: RefSeq, a predicted model, not a curated record
UCGCUAUGGAAAUGAUGUAAGUGAAGCGCGUGACUGCGGCCUGUAGUGAUAUCGAAGCCUGACAGCCGCGAUUGGGAGGUGGAGGCAGCACAGGGAAAAACCUGGAAUAAAUCUGGACAUUCUGCAGGCGGGGGAUGCCGAGUACAGCUAUGAAGAAAAAGGUGCUGUUGAUGGGAAAGAGUGGGUCUGGUAAGACCAGCAUGAGAUCCAUAAUCUUUGCAAACUAUAUAGCCAGGGACACACGGCGCCUUGCAGCUACAAUUGAUGUGGAACAUUCACAUGUCCGCUUUCUGGGAAACCUGGUCCUGAAUCUAUGGGACUGUGGUGGCCAGGACACUUUCAUGGAAAACUACUUUACCAGUCAACGAGACAACAUAUUCCGCAAUGUAGAAGUUCUUAUAUAUGUUUUUGAUGUUGAAAGUCGUGAAUUGGAGAAAGAUAUGCACUACUACCAGUCAUGUCUGGAGGCAAUUCUUCAAAACUCUCCUGAUGCCAAAAUCUUUUGCCUUGUUCACAAGAUGGAUCUUGUGCAGGAGGAUCAGCGUGACCUGAUUUUUAAGGAGCGUGAAGAUGACUUGAGGCGCUUGUCCCGUCCUUUAGAAUGUACCUGCUUUCGAACCUCCAUCUGGGAUGAGACCUUGUACAAAGCUUGGUCAAGCAUUGUGUACCAGCUGAUCCCUAAUGUACAACAACUGGAAACCAACCUGAGGAACUUUGCUCAGAUUAUUGAAGCUGAUGAGGUGCUACUGUUUGAAAGAGCCACGUUCCUAGUAAUUUCUCACUAUCAGUGUAAAGAACAGAGAGAUGCGCACAGAUUUGAAAAAAUCAGCAAUAUUAUUAAACAAUUUAAGCUAAGCUGCAGUAAAUUGGCUGCAUCUUUCCAAAGUAUGGAAGUUAGGAACUCCAAUUUUGCAGCGUUCAUUGAUGUCUUCACAUCAAACACAUAUGUGAUGGUAAUCAUGUCCGAUCCCUCUAUACCUUCAGCAGCUACACUUAUCAAUAUUCGUAAUGCCAGGAAACACUUUGAGAAGCUGGAGAGGGUAGAUGGUCCCAAACACAGUCUUUUGGUGCGCUGAAGGGCAACUUUAUUAUAGACUGGAUAUCAGAUGGGUGUAUGAUGAAUUGAUAUUUCUUGAUAUAAUUCUUUAUAUCGUGUCUGUUUUUUGAGUAAUUUGCUGCAGUUGUCACAUUUUUUGUGACCAUGAGCAUCUAGUCACGUAAUUCGUGUCAUCUCCUGAAAGCAGCAGGACCUCUUUAUUCCAGACUCUGCUCCAAAACUCUUGCCAUGAAACAUUUUAUCUGAUCCCAGUAGAUGUCCCAUUUUUAUGGUAAUCAAUGCAAGAGCUGAAACCUUUAGAGAAGCAUUCUGUGGGGGUCUGUAAUAACAAGGCUUUUGACUUUACAUUCUGCAUGUAAAAUAUACUAUCUUUCUGACUUGACAAUCUAACCUUUUUUGCAACCUACAAAAAAAUGGCAUUAUGAUCAUAUGUACCUGUGAAAAUCCUGUCCAAGAAGAAGUAAUAUCUCUGCUUAUAAAGAGGAUGUGAAUAUAUUCACUUCCUGUAAUAAUCCAGUGUUAGUGCUGGAAUGAAUGACAUGGCUACUCCCACACCCCCCCCCCCCAAAAAUUGAGUUUGUGUUUCAGUAAUACAAUGUAGAAAUGUAUACAUUUUACCUAUUAUGCUGUUUUUCUUGAACCUUCUAAGAUCAUGGCACUUUUUUAAGAAGUUGAAUUAUAGAUGGUCCAUUGUCAGAAUUUUGCAUCAUUGCAUAUUCUCCUCUUCCCAUAAAUGAAUUUGUUUUUGCUGUGUCGGUAUGAGCUAGUGAGACGUUACCUUUUUUUCCUCUCCCUUCCCUCAUCCUCCGAGAUAGGAGAAGCCGUGGCCAGUCUUCCUGGGCUGCUCUUGCACAGUUCCCAACAUUUGGUGGGUUAAUGUAAGGGAGUGGAUUCUCUGCCUGUUCCCUGUUAAAAUAAUGCAAAGAAUUUAAUAAAAUCUAUUUCAAUAUUGAA